This is a messenger RNA of Zingiber officinale, 396 nucleotides long. RefSeq lists its product as uncharacterized. The record is from RefSeq and is a predicted model, not a curated record. NCBI's taxonomy places the organism in Eukaryota, Viridiplantae, Streptophyta, Magnoliopsida, Zingiberales, Zingiberaceae. The transcript has a single exon. Bases 1 to 396 code for a protein of 131 amino acids.
AUGAGUCUGAAUUGCCUCUCGUGCGGUGGCUACGAGUCGCCUUCGCCGAAGAGGAAAGCCAGCUCGGAGCAGGACGGGUUGUCGUGGAUGUCACGGUGCUGCGGCGUCGACCGGAGCUGGUCGGGGAACCUGACUCCGCCGCCGCCGCCGGCGUACGGGACGCUGAGGAGCGGGUCGGCGAAGUACAGCAGCCAUGGUGGCGGCGAGGCGAGGGAGAUGGGGCAGCACCGGAGGAUAUGGAGCACCGGGAGCGCGUUGAUGGAGGAGGAGAUGUCGGAAGCGGAGGAGCCUCGGCUGGUGCGCAGCAGAGGGAUGAGGAGGGAAUGGAGCUUCGAGGACGUCCAGAAGAGUAAUACUACUAAUCGCCGCACCUCCGCCGCCAAUAAUCUCACUUAA